AUGGACUCGACAUCAACACCGCAGAACAAACGAGCUACACGCUCACCUCUGGCUUGUUUGCCCUGCCGCUCGCGCCACCUGAAAUGUGACGGUAAGCGACCGUGUUGUGCUCGCUGCUCUGAGGCCGGCAAGCAGUGCAACUAUGCUCGAUCACGGCGCGGCGGGCUGAACCGCGCAGCUUUGGCUGAGCGUCGUAAACAACUGGUAGAGGCAGCAGAUACUCCCCCAGUCAAUAACUCGAGUCCGCAGGGGCCUACAACAGUUCAGCAGCCCCAGGAGCGUACCGCUCAACCCCUUGAGGUGGACUUUCGCCACGAGCCUGUUAUGCUCGAAUUUAGUAACGAAGGCACCACUAACAUCUUUCUGCGAGAAGCAAACGCAACUCGUCCGAACAACAUUGCAAAUGAUCCGUUAAUACAUUCAUACUACAGGAACUUUCACAUAUGUCACCCCUUUGUCUUACCACCAAAACACCUGACAAGACUGUAUCAAGAUCCGAGCAGACGAGGCGGCUACGUACCACUGGUCGCUGUUCUGCGCUUUCUUGGGAAUAUUUACAGUGCGCGAGAAUGGUCGAUACCGUUAAAAGAGUGCCUCGAGGCAUCCUUUUCACAGGUGCCACCAUCAGAUCCAAUCCUGGUCCAAUGCCGACUCUUAUACUCCAUGGCCUUAUUCUGGUACGACUACAAGGUCGAUGCCAAAUUACAGAUGGACAUGGCAACUAAUCUCGCUAUUGAUCUACAAAUGUUUCGUCUCGAAUUUGCGGCGGCGCAGGGAGCCGACGAUCCCGUACUGAGGGAAUCUUGGAGACGAACGUGGUGGAUGCUGUACAUCGUGGAUGCGUACUACGCCGGCACCUUGGGGACGACGAACCUUCGGGUUGUAAACAUUGAUAUAACGGUGGAAUUACCAUGUGACGAGUCGGACUACGAGUCAGGGAACAUCCCAGCCCCCCGGACCCUGCAAGAAUUCAAUUGCCGCGAAUUCAGCCCCAAGACCAUUCACUUCUCAUCCUUCGCAUAUCUCAUUGGCGCCGUACAAUGCGCCGCAGCCGCAAUAUCCGCAACCCCCACAGUCGAAGCCGAAGAAUGCUCGACGCAUAUAAUUCAAAUUGCCGACUGCAGUCUUGACGGAUGGCGACUUUUACUACCCCCAGAUCGCAAACAAAUCAUUACUGAAACUGGCGAAAUCGACGAGCUUAUGUUCCAGGCUCACUUGCUAAUUCACGUGUCAACAAUCGGCCUGCAUCGUCCAUUAUCAGCCCUCAAAUUCAACGCCGUCGAGAGUAUAUCAAGCUGCGCCCGUGAGCCACCCCUCGAUACACCCACACCAGAUCUGGUUAACGUGCAUACCGUCCGUGUGCUACGGGCUAUAGAGGCCCAAAUCCGCCUAUUAGCCUUACCAGUCCGGCAAUUUCACCACACUCCGUUUACUACCUGCAUGGUGAGCGAGGGAACGCUGGCACUGCUUUCAGCUUGCAGUUCCCUCCUCAAGGGGAGGGAUCUAGCCAUCGCAAGAGAUCAAAUUCGAAUGACGCUCGGAUGUCUCAGGGUGCUGGGGGAAGUGUGGCCGAGAACAGCUAGGAAUGUGUGCGAGAUACAGAAGAUUGCUCAAUGCGUGUUGGGACUCGGGUAUGUACCAAAUAGUGGCAGCACGCCUGGUUCUAGUGAUAUCCCGUCUUUGAGUGUAGAAGGAGCAAGUCUGGGUUCGACUACCGGCGGUAUACAGGGUAACGACAUUGAUCUGUUUGCUUCCCUUGGGACCAUUGAUCUUUGUGGUUGGCAUAAUCUUGGAAAUCUGGAUGAUCUUCCGUGGCGGAUGGGCAAUGGGUUCUGA
This is a messenger RNA of Aspergillus tanneri, 1836 nucleotides long. Its product is annotated as putative C6 transcription factor. Gene Ontology annotation, biological process: DNA-templated transcription; regulation of DNA-templated transcription. The transcript is spliced from 3 exons. The coding region runs from base 1 to 1836 and encodes 611 amino acids. The record is from RefSeq and is a predicted model, not a curated record. NCBI's taxonomy places the organism in Eukaryota, Fungi, Ascomycota, Eurotiomycetes, Eurotiales, Aspergillaceae. Gene Ontology annotation, molecular function: zinc ion binding; DNA binding; DNA-binding transcription factor activity, RNA polymerase II-specific.